AUGAGAAGUUCAAGAGAGCUGUGUCUCACAAGCUGCAUCGUCAUACAAGCUGUUGGAGCGCCAUACAGCGGGACUCUGGACUGGUGGUAUUUGAUAAAACCAAGAUGGCGGCCGCUAAAAGAAGCCAAAGGCACCGCAAGGAUGAGGAUCCUUGCUGGAGAGAAAGCCGCCAAGCAGCUAGGUCGAAUGCAAUGGCCGUUCAUUUGUCGAAAAAGUUGAUAAACAAGCAAAGAGAUUGCAAAAAAAAUACAAAUAAAGGCCUCGAAUGGCGAGACGAAUGGCCGAGAGCGAGAAAAUCUUGACCGGCCACCAUGACGACCGCUGACCAACCGUCCUCGCAGUCGCUUGCAUAACAGCCAACUGAUAAUGGUGAUGAUGAUGAUGAUGAUGAUCAUGAUCAUUAUGAUGAUGACUUCAGUGGAACCUCGAUAUAAUUAUAACGAACCUCUAUAUAACCAAGUCCUCGAUAUAACGAUCGAUUUUCUUUGCCCAAGUACAUGUAAUGGUAAAUAUAUGAAAAAGAACCUCGGUAUAUUAAAGAAACCUCGCCAUAGCGAACAACUUUUGCCAAUCCCUUAG
This is a messenger RNA of Porites evermanni, 579 nucleotides long. NCBI's taxonomy places the organism in Eukaryota, Metazoa, Cnidaria, Anthozoa, Scleractinia, Poritidae. The record is from the annotation of a GenBank genome assembly.